Triticum dicoccoides is the source of this 977-nucleotide messenger RNA. RefSeq lists its product as uncharacterized. Bases 168 to 731 code for a protein of 187 amino acids. Lineage: Eukaryota; Viridiplantae; Streptophyta; Magnoliopsida; Poales; Poaceae. The record is from RefSeq and is a predicted model, not a curated record. The transcript has 3 exons.
UGGGAAGCACCAACCCCAGAUCUGCGUCUGUAUUAGCUAGCUCGCACUUCGCCGACGCCGGCGUCACCGACACGAAACCGCGACCUUUUAACCUGCUCCACACCUCACUUCGCCCAGCAGAGCAAGCAACCUCGGAGAGAGAGAGAGAGAGAGAGAGAGAGAGGGCAAUGGCAAUGGCGUCCAUCGUCGUGCAGGUGUCCGCCCUGCUCCUCAACCUCAUCGCCUUCGGCCUCGCCGUCGCCGCCGAGCAGCGCCGCAGCAAGGCCACGGUGACGCCGGAUCUGGCCAAGGAGUACGACUACUGCGUCUACGACUCGGACGUCGCCACCGGCUACGGCGUCGGCGCGCUCCUCCUCCUCACCGCCGCGCAGGUCGUCGUCAUGCUCGCCAGCCGGUGCUUCUGCUGCGGGCGCGGGCUCAAGCCGGGGGGCUCGCGCGCCUGCGCCCUCAUGCUCUUCCUCUUCUCAUGGCUGACCUUCCUCGUCGCAGCGGCGUGUUUGCUGGCAGGAUCAGUCCGCAAUGCAUACCACACCAGGUACAGGGGGAUCUUCAACGGUGACCCGCUCUCUUGCGAGACGCUGCGCAAGGGCGUCUUCGCUGCUGGUGCAGCCUUCACCUUCUUCACGGCCAUCCUCAGCGAGUUCUAUUACAUCAGCUACUCCAAAUCCCGGGAUGCCGCCGGCGGCGCUCCAUACGGCGGCUCCAGCAUCGGCAUGGGCCCUUACAAUUAAGGAGCUUGGUUCUGGAGGUUUAUGGACAGGUUCAGUCCGUUUCAGGGCGGAUCAUGCAAAUGUAGUUCGUGGAGUGCGGUGUUCUUGUUAACAUUACAGUGCUAGAUACGGUGUAAAUGAGUUUGCUGUCUUCACUAGGUUAUGUAUGAGAUUGCCUGGUUGGGCCUUACACAAUUCGGAUUAUUGCAUUGGAUCCUUUAUAUAAUAUACUCCCUUCGUUUGAAAUAUAAAGUACGAUAUAAGUUU